Messenger RNA from Engraulis encrasicolus (European anchovy), 2171 nucleotides. RefSeq lists its product as uncharacterized. Bases 1 to 2166 code for a protein of 721 amino acids. The transcript has a single exon. Lineage: Eukaryota; Metazoa; Chordata; Actinopteri; Clupeiformes; Engraulidae. The record is from RefSeq and is a predicted model, not a curated record.
AUGGUAGCUACCUCUACCUCAGUACAGAAGGGUGGAGUCCCAGGUGUUCCAGGAUGCCUAGAGCACACCGGUGUGGUCUCGCAGCUCAUCCGGGAGGCAAAGGCAAGCAGAGGAGAUUUGGCAACACUCUGGCUGGACUUAACCAACGCCUAUGGAUCCAUCCCCCACAAACUCGUGGAAACAGCGCUGACAAGACAUCAUGUGCCACUAGCCAUCACCAACCUCAUCCUGGACUACUAUAACAACUUCCAGUUGAGGGUAACAUCGGGAUCGUCAACAUCUGCCUGGCAACGCCUGGAGAAGGGUAUUAUUACAGGCUGCACCAUAUCGGUGCCACUCUUCUCCUUGGCGAUGAACAUGAUCGUGAAGUCGGCUGAGGUGGAAUGCAGAGGCCCUCUGUCAAAAUCCGGAACGCGGCAACCCCCAAUAAGAGCAUUUAUGGACGACCUCACAGUCACCACAACAUCUGUGCCUGGUUGUAGAUGGCUACUGCAGGGACUUGAGAGGCUCAUCUCUUGGGCAAGGAUGAGCUUCAAGCCUGCCAAGUCCAGGUCGCUGGUCUUGAAGAAAGGCAAGGUGGCCGACAGGUUUCGCUUUGCAAUAGGAGAAACCUCAAUUCCAUCAGUGACGGACAAACCCGUGAAGAGCCUGGGCAAGGUCUUUAACAGCUCCUUGAGGGACUCCGAUGCACUCAAGCAAACCAAGGCUGACCUGACUGUGUGGCUCACAGCCAUAGACAAGUCGGGGUUGCCAGGAAAAUACAAGACCUGGAUUUACCAACACGGAGUCCUGCCAAGACUCCUUUGGCCCUUGCUUGUCUAUGAGGUGCCCAUGUCAAUGGUGGAGACGCUGGAAAGAACCAUCAGCCAGUUUCUGCGCAGGUGGCUGGGGCUCCCUAGAUCCCUCAGCAGCAUUGCGUUGUAUGGCCAUUCCACCAUGCUGCAGCUUCCCAUCAGCGGCUUGUCGGAGGAGUUUAUGGUCACACGCUCCAGGGAGCUGAUGAUGUACAGGGACUCCUCUGACAAGAAAGUUGCCACCGCAGGAAUCCAAGUAAAAACUGGGAGGAAGUGGAAGGCCCAGGAAGCCAUUGACAGAGCAGAGGCACGGCUGCAGCACAACAUCCUAGUGGGCAACACAGCAGUGGGUCGGGCCGGGCUUGGUAGCUUCCCCAAACCUCGCUAUGACAAAGCUGGAAGAAAGGAGAAACGGCAAAUGGUGCAGGAUGAGAUCCGAGCAGAAGUGGAGGAAGAUCGGCGGAUCAAGAUGGUGGCCAUGUACCAACAAGGUGCCUGGACGAGGUGGGAGCACGCUGAAAAGCGUAAAAUCACCUGGACAGAGCUCUGGAGACUAGAACCCCAGCACCUCAAGUUCCUCAUCCAAUCCGUUUAUGACGUUCUUCCAAGCCCAACCAAUCUACAGCGCUGGGGCAUAGCAGACACGGCGGCUUGCCAGCUGUGCGCGAGGAGAGCCACACUGGAGCACAUCCUCAGCUGCUGCCCGAAGGCCUUGGGGGAAGGGCGGUAUCGCUGGCGUCAUGACCAGGUCCUCAGGGCUCUGGCAGAUACGCUCAGCACUGCAAUAACCAACUGCAGAUACCAGCCUCCCUCCAAGAAGUCCAUCACCUUUGUCAGAGCUGGCGAGCAGGCACAACAUCAGCCAGGUUCCUCUGGAGGACUUCUCACCACAGCACCGGACUGGGAACUCAAAGUCGACUUGGGGAGACAGCUUAAGUUCCCAGAGCACAUCUUUUCCACUUCACUCCGCCCUGACGUGGUAUUAACAUCGGAGUCAACGAAGCAAGUGGUCCUGGUGGAACUUACUGUCCCCUGGGAAGACAGAGUUGAGGAGGCCAAUGAACGCAAGAGGGCGAAAUACGCAGAGUUGGUAACUGAGUGUCGGAGCAGGGGCUGGAAAGCCCGCUGUGAACCAGUCGAGGUGGGGUGCAGGGGUUUUGCUGGCCAGUCACUACCCCGCACCUUGAAGCUCCUUGGAGUGAAGGGUCAGCUGUGCAGAAAAGCCAUCAGGAGUAGCACAGAGGCAGCGGAGAAAGCCUCUAGAUGGCUAUGGAUCAGGAGGGGGGAUCCUUGGAGUAGCGGGCCACUUGGACACAAGUCGGGGGCUGAUCACCCCCGGCUGGGUCGCCUGGUGAGGGUGUUUGAUGAUUAAAGACC